Messenger RNA from Jaculus jaculus (lesser Egyptian jerboa), 3065 nucleotides. RefSeq names its product protein arginine methyltransferase 9 (gene Prmt9). The coding region runs from base 126 to 2708 and encodes 860 amino acids. Gene Ontology annotation, biological process: peptidyl-arginine methylation. Lineage: Eukaryota; Metazoa; Chordata; Mammalia; Rodentia; Dipodidae. Gene Ontology annotation, molecular function: protein-arginine omega-N monomethyltransferase activity; protein binding. The transcript is spliced from 12 exons. The record is from RefSeq and is a predicted model, not a curated record.
GGCGCGGGGCGCGUUCACCUGAGGACUUCCCCGCCUCCAUCCGCGCCCCGCUCCCGGCUGUCCUGGCCCUUCGGUCGUAGCUGGUCCCGAGGUUCUGUUCGUGGGGAGGGUGGGGGCUCCAUUUUAUGGUUCCCUGGACCACAGCGUCCUCCCGUGAGCAUCCGAGGGCCCCAGCGGCCAUGCCGAACCCGCGGCCCAGGACCCGCCGCGACGCCCGGGCUGGCGCCGGUGCCGCCGGCCGGGAGCAGCUGCUGUCGCGGUCCUUGCAGAGCGCAGAGCACUGUCUGGGCGCCCGGGACUUUGGCACUGCUUAUGCCCAUUACCUCCUGGUGCUCAGCCUGGCUCCGGAGCUCAAAGACGACGUGAAGGAAACUUUUCAGUACACGCUUUUCCGAUGGGCUGAAGAGCUGGAUGCCCUCAAUCGGAUACCAGACUUACUUGGUUGCUACGAGCAGGCGUUGGAACUGUUUCCUGAUGAUGAGGUGAUCUGCAAUAGUAUGGGAGAGCAUCUCUUCAGAAUGGGCUUUAGAGACGAGGCAGCUGGGUAUUUUCGCAAAGCGGUGAAGCUAAACCCUGAUUUCAAUGAUGCAAAAGAGAAUUUUCACCGUGUUGCAAACUGGCUGGUGGAACGCUGGCACUUCAUCAUGCUUAACGACACCAAGCGGAACAGGGUCUACGACGCCGCCAUCCAGAAGGCAGUGCGCGCAGGCUCCAAGAGUGUCCUGGACAUUGGAGCAGGAACCGGGAUACUGAGCAUGUUUGCUAAGAGGGCUGGAGCCCACUUGGUGUACGCCUGUGAGUUGUCCAAGACCAUGUAUGAGCUUGCCUGGGACGUUGUGGCUGCGAACAAGAUGGAAGCUGGGAUAAAACUCCUGCAUAUGAAGUCCCUCGACCUCGAAAUUCCAAAACACAUUCCUGAAAGAGUGUCCCUGGUUGUAACAGAAACCGUCGAUGCAGGUUUAUUUGGAGAAGGAAUUGUGGAGAGUUUAAUCCAUGCAUGGGAGCAUUUACUUUUGCAACCAAAGACAAAAGGGGAAGAUGAUAAUUGUGAACAGUAUGGGAAGGUUAUCCCAGCAAGUGCCGUUGUGUUUGGGAUGGCAGUAGAGUGUGCAGAGAUUAGAAGACAUCACAGAGUGGGUGUUAAAGACAUUGCUGGAAUCCAUUUGCCAGAAAGUAUAAAAUUUCAGAGUCCAACUUGUUCUUCUGGAGGCGCUGAAGAGGCAGUUGAACCAUACACUACUGAGAAGAUGAGCCAAAUUCCUGGAGGGUAUUUGCCCCUGACAGCGUGCUUUGAAAUUAUGAAAGUAGAUUUCAACAACCUUCAGGAACUGAAAAAUCUUGCAACUAAAAGCCCUCAUACUCUUGAUGUUCCUGUUGUUGAAGAAGGCGUGCUGGAUGCUGUUGUGGUGUGGUUUGUCCUCCAGCUGGACGAAGAGCACAGCUUGUCCACGAGCCCUAGUGAGGAGACGUGUUGGGAGCAGGCUGUUUACCCUGUACAGACCCUUGCCGACUACCAGGUGAAGACUGGAGACCGUGUGGCAAUGGAAGCAUCUUGUCAGGAUUGUUACCUCAGGAUCCAAAGUGUCCGUGUCUUGCGCUUGGACCAUGAAAUGGAAGUUGUAAAACAUUUUACUAAAAGUGAAGACUUGCUGCCUUUGGGAACUGAGGCUGAACUGUGCAGUGCACUGGCUAACCUGCAGACCAGCAGAGCGCAUGCUGCGCAGCAGACCUGUGUCCUGGAACCCACCGAGAUGGCUUUGCUCAACGACAGCGCCUAUCAUGAAGGCUUUAAGAGGGCAAUGAGCAAAGUGUUGUCCUCGCUGACCCCUGAGAAACUCGGUGACCCUCAGCGCCCGGGUAGCGAGAUGAGUGCCGCUGGGCAGAGUAACACUGAAGAGUCCACCCCUGAGCCUCUCUACGUGCUGGACGUGUCUGAGGGCUUCUCCAUUCUGCCUAUAAUUGCUGGAGCACUUGGGCAGGUCAAGCCGUACAGCUCUGUGGAGAAAGACCAGCAUCGCCUCACUCUAGACCUCAUCUCUGAAGCCAACCAUUUUCCAAAGGAAACCCUGGAGUUUUGGCUGAGACACGUGGAUGACGAGGCUGCCGUUUUGCAGAGGCCCAGAUCAGACCGACUCUGGAGCAUCAUCAUUCUGGAUGUCAUCGAGCCGUCUGGCCUCAUCCAGCAGGAGAUCAUGGAGAAGGCAGCCAUAUCCAGAUGCUUGCUGCAGUCUGGAGGCAAGAUCUUCCCACAGUACGUGCUGAUGUUUGGGAUGCUUGUGGAGUCGCAGACCCUGGUGGAAGAGAGUGCCGUGCAAGGGUCGGAACGCACUCUUGGCUUGAACAUAGCACCUUUUAUUAACCAGUUUCAGGUGCCUGUCCGUGUAUUUUUGGACCUGUCCUCCCUGCCCUGUAAACCUUUAAGCCAGCCAGUGGAACUCUUACGACUAGACUUGAUGACUCCGUAUUUGAACACCCCCGAACGGGAAGUGAAGGUCCGCAUUUGCAGAUCGGGACGCGUGACCGCAGUUCCGUUUUGGUUUCAUAUGCACCUCGAUGACGAUGUCGCCUUGGACACGUCCCAGGAAGCCUCCCGCUGGAAACAAGCGGCGGUGGUUUUAGCUCGUCCCGUCCCAGUGGAGGUGGGGCAGGAGCUCGUCCUCCGCGUCCAACACCACAAGAGCAAUGUCAGCAUCACAGUGAAGCAAUGAGCACUGCUGUUUAGAGGGUCCACUGCAAAAAUUUGUCUCAAUCAGUGACAUUGUAACCAUAACAUGACUGUAUAAAAUUCCUUGUAAUAGUCAAAUAUUUUUAAAAAUAUUUUUUAUUUAUUUAUUUGCUAGUGGGACCUACACAGAGAGACAGGGAGAGAGAGAAUGGACAUGCCAGAGCCUGUUGCUACUGCACACAAACUCUAUACACAUGCCACCUUGGGCAUCUGGCUUUGUAAUGGGAAAUCAAACCUGGGUUGUUAAGCUUUGCAGACAAGCAUCUUGACUGCUGAGCCAUCUUUUUAGCCUGUCAAGUAUUUUUAAAGAGCCAUUAAUACAGAACCUUUAAAAUAUUUA